AUGAACCUCCUUUUCUUCUUCUACCCCCUUUGCGUCUUCCUUCUUCCUCUUCGCGAUGUCCCUAUGCUUCUUCCUCUACCCACUAUCCUCUGCCUUCUUCCACAACGACUCCAUGACCUACUUCUUCAAGUUAUGACUCCACAGCUUUUGGAAAUGGAUCUGAGCUUCUCUUGUCCAGUUGCUAAAAUUCCAGGGACAUCUGCUCUUCAAAUUGCACUCUGCAAAGAAAUGAGAGUUGAGGUAAGGCUUGCAGCACUUCUAAUGGAAAAUAAAGAGUUUUCAGAAGUUUUGACUUUACUCUCCAGCUCGGUCAAAGAGGUUAGAAGAUUAGAUGACAAGCUUCUACUUGUAGACAUAGAAUUGCUGGAAAGUAAGCUACACUUCUCAUUAAGGAACCUUCCAAAGGCAAAAGCUGCACUCACAGCAGCAAGAACAGCUGCAAAUGCUAUUUAUGUGCUGCCGGCACAGCAAGGUACCAUAGAUCUACAGAGUGGAUUACUGCAUGCUGAGGAGAAGGAUUAG
This is a messenger RNA of Arachis stenosperma, 522 nucleotides long. Its product is annotated as 26S proteasome non-ATPase regulatory subunit 11 homolog. The transcript is spliced from 4 exons. Gene Ontology annotation, cellular component: proteasome regulatory particle, lid subcomplex. Gene Ontology annotation, biological process: ubiquitin-dependent protein catabolic process. Gene Ontology annotation, molecular function: structural molecule activity. The record is from RefSeq and is a predicted model, not a curated record. The coding region runs from base 1 to 522 and encodes 173 amino acids. Lineage: Eukaryota; Viridiplantae; Streptophyta; Magnoliopsida; Fabales; Fabaceae.